Lacerta agilis (Sand lizard) is the source of this 824-nucleotide messenger RNA. It is a transcript of the gene SRI, whose product is annotated as sorcin. The record is from RefSeq and is a predicted model, not a curated record. NCBI's taxonomy places the organism in Eukaryota, Metazoa, Chordata, Lepidosauria, Squamata, Lacertidae. Bases 29 to 625 code for a protein of 198 amino acids. The transcript has 8 exons. Gene Ontology annotation, molecular function: calcium ion binding.
CAGCAGCAAGGCGAGGAUCGCAUCGGCCAUGGCGUACCCAGGGCAUCCCGGCGCCGGAGGAGGCUACUACCAGGGCCAGUAUGGGAGUGCCCCCGGAGGACCUUCCUUUCCUGGCCAAGCGCAAGAUCCUUUAUAUGGCUAUUUUGCUGCAGUUGCUGGGCAGGACGGGCAAAUAGAUGCCGACGAGCUGCAGAGAUGUCUGACCCAGUCAGGAAUUUCAGGAGCAUAUAAACCUUUCAACCUAGAGACUUGCAGGCUCAUGAUCUCUAUGCUUGAUAGAGAUAUGUCUGGCACAAUGGGCUUCAACGAGUUCAAGGAGCUCUGGGCCGUGCUGAACGGCUGGCGGCAACACUUCAUGAGCGUCGACAGCGACCGCAGCGGCACGGUCGAUUCCCAGGAGCUGCAGAAGGCGUUGACGUCUAUGGGAUUUCGGCUGAGCCCCCAAGCCAUCAAUGGGAUUUCCAAGCGAUACAGCACUCGUGGCAAGAUCACGUUUGACGACUACAUCGCCUGCUGCGUUAAGCUCAGAGCUCUCACCGAUAGCUUCCGGAGACGAGAUGCGGCUCAGCAGGGGAUGGUGAACUUCCAGUAUGAUGAUUUCAUCCAGUGUGUGAUGAGCAUCUAAUUCAAGAUGAAGGAAGAUAACGGCCAGCAUGAGCCACAUUCCAAUUUGUUUUCGCUUUGCACCAAAACAAAACAAAACAAAAAGUUAUCAUGGCUGUGUAACUAAAUAGUGGUAUUUGCCUAUUUUAUAAAUAUUGAUUUAUAUGCUUUUUAUAGUUUUGAUAACUAACAAAACACAAUAAAUCCUGUUUUGGAGUUGA